Molecule: messenger RNA, 306 nt
Organism: Didymosphaeria variabile
Lineage: Eukaryota; Fungi; Ascomycota; Dothideomycetes; Pleosporales; Didymosphaeriaceae
Exons: 2
Coding region: 1-306 (101 amino acids)
Source: RefSeq, a predicted model, not a curated record
AUGUUCCAGUUCGUUCUUGCUGCUCUCCUGCAGCUCUCGCUGGGCUUGCUGGUUGAGGCAGCUCCCGUCAGCGCGCAAGGUACCAACUGGCAAGGCCCGACCGGAGGUGGCAUUGUUGGUUUCAUUGUCCUGAUUCUCGACAUCAUUGCUUGGGUCGAGAUCGUCAAGUCAAACCGCCCGCCGCUCAACAAGGUCAUCUGGUGUCUGGUCGUCUUCCUCUUCCCGCUCGUCGGCAUGCUCAUCUACUACCUCUUCUCCAACCGCGCUGCCCACAACGACAGCGGAUACGAGGCUAUUCCUUCAUAG